CGUUUAUGAAAACAAGAAAAGCGUGCACCGCACCGGAUUACAAUCGCGCGUAAUUUUUUUUAUGUGCCUUUGUUACUUAACAAAAGUUGGUGAAAAUACUCUUAACUACGAGAAAUGGAUGAAACAGUAUUAUUUCCCUCGCCUAACUGGUUCCAAGUGUCAGGUUUAGCGUUGAGCAACGACGGUUGGCUAGUUUACGGCGGUCCAAGCAAAAGUCUUUGUGUCUUAAAGCCUGUGCCAGCUGAUGCGAAUGGCGUGGUUGAAGGUGCCGAGCAAUAUACUGCACGUGUCUUGAACAGAGCACAUCCUGACAAGAUUGUAAGUGUAGACAUAUCGCCUGAGUGGCCAGAGAAGAAGCUGGUGCUGACGGGAAGUGCUAGUGGCUCUGUAAAACAAUGGAGUUUAGAGGAUGCAAAUGGAGGAAUAAAAUUCAUAUCCAAUCUUAGUCAUGACAUCCACACUCAUGAGAAAGAGGAAAUAGUUGGUGUUGCGUACAGCAACGAGGUGAAUGCUGUAACAGUGGGCAGUUUCGGUAACAUUGUGAAAUGGGACCUAAAUGCCAAUGUGGUAAAAACAUUCAACAACAUGUUAAAGACAUUUAAGCCAACAUGCAUGGCCUGCUCCCACCACAUCACGCUCAAUGUGGCCAUUGGUACCAAGCAGGGAGUUCUGUUUGUGGUGGAUUUGAGUGGUGCUGGCAGCCUUAUCUACAAAGUACGCAGCCAAGAUGACGAAAUCAUGAAUGUGAGCUGGUGUCCCCAAUAUGAAGUCCAAGUUGAAAAAUCUGUUGAUGAAUCCCAAAGAACUGGCAUUGUUACUGAAAAACCUAGCAAGUCCAAAUCAAAGAAGGGAGCGGCUCAGAAAGAGCCUCAAAAGUCUAGUGCCUCUGAUAGAAUGGAAAGAAUCAGGCAGCAACAAGACCUAGAAGUAAAGAAUACUUCUGGAAUCAAAAAGGAUCUUCCCCAAGACAGUUUUGAAGAUUUUGUAGUUGUUCCCGAAGAUGACAUGUUUGAUAUCUAUAAAGACCAUGAAGCAGAUGAGUUUGGACACAAAAAAUAUGAACCAGAGGAUAUACUAGUAAAAAUCAAGGAACCCAAGGAACAGAAUGAUUAUUUGGCUGAAUGCUUAAAGCUUAAAGAUGCUAUCCUAAAGAAAAAUAAUGAACCAGAGCCCUCAAUAGAGUCCUUAGUAGAGGCACUUGAGAAAAGUGAUAUAAACAGUGAAAGUGGUGUAAAAGGAGAAUUACCUAGUGGUAGUAAGGUUAUUAGUGAAUCUAGUCAAGAAGAAACCAGUUGUAGUAGGGAGGAGCAAGAGGAAUCUUGUUCUGUGUCUAGUGUGCACAUGCAUAAGCAUUUGUUAGCAACAAUUGGGAAACAUGGUGGUGUUCGCAUCUGGUCAAAGACGGGCAAGCUUGUGGCUAGCUGCGCCUUGACCGCCGGGAAGCAACAACAAGGCCGCUUCAGGAAUUCUUGGGCCACGUUGGCGUGGUGCCAGCCUGAGCUGCUGCUCAUAGCUGAUGGGAAGAACCAGGUGUUGGAGUGCAAUCCACUGAAACCUGAUUGCAAGAACAAGCUGGUAACGAAGCUGGUUCACACUCUGCAUAAGCGCGGGUUGCACUGCGUGGCCACCAACGCUUGGCGGGCGAACACCGCCACGCCCGUCGCUUGGAGCGUGUCGCAGGACCGCUCGCUCGUCCGCUACAGCCUGUGCGACCGCUCCACUACCGUGUACAACACGUGUGGGGGCUUCGUCUACAACGUGCAGUAUUGUCCGUAUGAUGUCAGCAAGGUAGCGGUGAGCGUAGGCGACGGUGCCGUCCGCGUGUGGACGGCCGAGGAGGCCGAGGAGGCGGAGGGCAAGCUGUCGGCCGGCCGCGUCGUCACCUACUGGCAGCACGUGCAGGGCAAAGUGCUCACCGUGGCCUGGCAUCCUAGUAGGGAGAACUUGCUGGCGUUUGGAACCGCUGAAUCUAGGGUGGGGCUGAUCGAGGCGGGCGGGGUGGAGCGGCCUGCGCGCGCGCUGGGCGCGGGGCCGGCGGGCGGCGUGUACGCGCUGGGCUGGGGCGCCCGCCGUCUGUACGCGGCCGCGCGCCAGGAGCUCCGGGCCUACUGUCCCGAGCGACCCGACGAACCCGGGACGCCGGUGCCGGUGUCGGUGGAGGGCGCGGAGUGGGGUGUGAGCGCCGUGCGCGUGCGCGACGGCCUCAUGUGUGUCGGCAGCGACGCGGGCGGCGUGGCCGUGCUCCACGAGCACGGGGCGAGGCUGCUGGCGGCGACCUUCGUCGGCAGUAAAAUGAUACACACCAUCGAAUGGCACCCACAACAGACCUCCUUCUCCAACGAGGAGUCUAAGCACAAGAAUUUAAUCGCUGUGUGCUCACAGGAUAAGGCGAAUUCGGUCUUUAUAUUGGAGUAUGUCAAUAAAGAAGAAAACCAUCCGAAGUUGGUAGAAUACAAGAGGCUCACCGGACACACGAACACGGUCCUGCAAGUGGCGUGGAGCCCCCAUCAUGAAAUGAAACUCUUGUCGACUUCGCACGAUGGCACCGUGAGGGUAUGGGACGUAGAGGCGGGCACCUGCGUGUCGAUAUUCGGCGGGCACGGCGGCACGGCGCUGGGCGCGGCGUGGGUCGCGCAACCCUCCCUCCCGCACCACGUGCUGUCGGGCGGGGCCGACUGCUGCCUGCGGCUGUGGGACGCGCGCCAACACCCCGCCGAGGCCUACCGAGGUAUGUCGUGCAUACUCGACACAACCCUCCCUCCCGCACCACGUGCUGUCGGGCGGGGCCGACUGCUGCCUGCGGCUGUGGGACGCGCGCCAACACCCCGCCGAGGCCUACCGAGGUAUGUCGUGCAUACUCGACACAACCCUCCCUCCCGCACCACGUGCUGUCGGGCGGGGCCGACUGCUGCCUGCGGCUGUGGGACGCGCGCCAACACCCCGCCGAGGCCUACCGAGGUAUGUCGUGCAUACUCGACACAACCCUCCCUCCCGCACCACGUGCUGUCGGGCGGGGCCGACUGCUGCCUGCGGCUGUGGGACGCGCGCCAACACCCCGCCGAGGCCUACCGAGGUAUGUCGUGCAUACUCGACACAACCCUCCCUCCCGCACCACGUGCUGUCGGGCGGGGCCGACUGCUGCCUGCGGCUGUGGGACGCGCGCCAACACCCCGCCGAGGCCUACCGAGGUAUGUCGUGCAUACUCGACACAACCCUCCCUCCCGCACCACGUGCUGUCGGGCGGGGCCGACUGCUGCCUGCGGCUGUGGGACGCGCGCCAACACCCCGCCGAGGCCUACCGAGGUAUGUCGUGCAUACUCGACACAACCCUCCCUCCCGCACCACGUGCUGUCGGGCGGGGCCGACUGCUGCCUGCGGCUGUGGGACGCGCGCCAACACCCCGCCGAGGCCUACCGAGAAACGAAGGAAGAAGCGCCUAAGAAAGACAAGAAAAAAAGGAAAGACAAAAAAGAAAUCAAAACUGAAGCCAUCGAAGAUACAGAAACUGCAGAAUCUGAAAAGAACGGUUUAGCAGCGACGUUAGAAUCGAAAGUAAAAAUUUCGAAGAAAUUCUUACUGCCAACGAUCACCAAACAGAUGCAAAAGCCAAAGGCGAAGGGAGCCAAGAGGAUGCUACAUAAGUUCAUGGUGAAGAGGAACUUGGAGACGGCAGUAGAGGAGACUGAAGAAUACGAUCUCGAUUAUACCAAGAUUUUCGGUAAUUCGAAGGAGGUCAAUGAAGUGUUUGACAUGGAGAUGGAGCACCACCUGCGCGUGGGCAACACGGAGUCGUGGCUGGUGCUGUGCGUGCUGCGCGGACACAUCGACGCGGCGCUGCGCCUCGCCGCCGAGCGCGACCUGCUCUGCCCCUACCUGCUGAGCCUCGCGCCCGGCGUCUCCUCCAAGUACUGGAAAGACGCGUCUAAAUCAUAUUUGGCUCAAAUAGAUCGACUCGUCGCUAACGGCGAGGAAGAUAAAUUAGUCGUGAACAGGAACUACGGCGGGCCCGUGUACCGCAAGGUGCUGACGCUGCUGAGCCUCCAGGACAUAAUUGGCGCGGUCAAAACGCUCGUUGAGAACAAACUAUACAAGGAGGCCUACUUGCUGUGCCGGAUUAGGUAUAUGGACACGAUUGGAGACGAAGUCCUGGAGUCGUGGGUCAAGAAUUGUCUCCACUCCGGCGUGUUCGACAUGGCUGCUGUUUGCCACCUCGCCUUAGGCAACCUGCUGGAGGCGGCGACGUGCCUCAGCAAAUGUUCGGACGCGGACAGCCUGCGCCUCGCCGCCGAGCUCGCCCGCGCCGCCGGACAGACCAUCCUCGCCGACAACCUCAUAGGUACAUGUCACAAAUGUUUGGACACGGACAGCCUGCGCCUCGCCGCCGAGCUCGCCCGCGCCGCCGGACAGACCAUCCUCGCCGACAACCUCAUAGGUACAUGUCACAAAUGUUUGGACACGGACAGCCUGCGCCUCGCCGCCGAGCUCGCCCGCGCCGCCGGACAGACCAUCCUCGCCGACAACCUCAUAGGUACAUGUCACAAAUGUUUGGACACGGACAGCCUGCGCCUCGCCGCCGAGCUCGCCCGCGCCGCCGGACAGACCAUCCUCGCCGACAACCUCAUAGGUACAUGUCACAAAUGUUUGGACACGGACAGCCUGCGCCUCGCCGCCGAGCUCGCCCGCGCCGCCGGACAGACCAUCCUCGCCGACAACCUCAUAGGUACAUGUCACAAAUGUUUGGACACGGACAGCCUGCGCCUCGCCGCCGAGCUAGCCCGCGCCGCCGGACAGACCAUCCUCGCCGACAACCUCAUAGGUACAUGUCACAAAUGUUUGGACACGGACAGCCUGCGCCUCGCCGCCGAGCUCGCCCGCGCCGCCGGACAGACCAUCCUCGCCGACAACCUCAUAGGUACAUGUCACAAAUGUUUGGACACGGACAGCCUGCGCCUCGCCGCCGAGCUCGCCCGCGCCGCCGGACAGACCAUCCUCGCCGACAACCUCAUAGGUACAUGUCACAAAUGUUUGGACACGGACAGCCUGCGCCUCGCCGCCGAGCUCGCCCGCGCCGCCGGACAGACCAUCCUCGCCGACAACCUCAUAGGUACAUGUCACAAAUGUUUGGACACGGACAGCCUGCGCCUCGCCGCCGAGCUCGCCCGCGCCGCCGGACAGACCAUCCUCGCCGACAACCUCAUAGGUACAUGUCACAAAUGUUUGGACACGGACAGCCUGCGCCUCGCCGCCGAGCUCGCCCGCGCCGCCGGACAGACCAUCCUCGCCGACAACCUCAUAGGUACAUGUCACAAAUGUUUGGACACGGACAGCCUGCGCCUCGCCGCCGAGCUCGCCCGCGCCGCCGGACAGACCAUCCUCGCCGACAACCUCAUAGGUACAUGUCACAAAUGUUUGGACACGGACAGCCUGCGCCUCGCCGCCGAGCUCGCCCGCGCCGCCGGACAGACCAUCCUCGCCGACAACCUCAUAGGUACAUGUCACAAAUGUUUGGACACGGACAGCCUGCGCCUCGCCGCCGAGCUCGCCCGCGCCGCCGGACAGACCAUCCUCGCCGACAACCUCAUAGGUACAUGUCACAAAUGUUUGGACACGGACAGCCUGCGCCUCGCCGCCGAGCUCGCCCGCGCCGCCGGACAGACCAUCCUCGCCGACAACCUCAUAGGUACAUGUCACAAAUGUUUGGACACGGACAGCCUGCGCCUCGCCGCCGAGCUAGCCCGCGCCGCCGGACAGACCAUCCUCGCCGACAACCUCAUAGGUACAUGUCACAAAUGUUUGGACACGGACAGCCUGCGCCUCGCCGCCGAGCUCGCCCGCGCCGCCGGACAGACCAUCCUCGCCGACAACCUCAUAGGUACAUGUCACAAAUGUUUGGACACGGACAGCCUGCGCCUCGCCGCCGAGCUAGCCCGCGCCGCCGGACAGACCAUCCUCGCCGACAACCUCAUAGGUACAUGUCACAAAUGUUUGGACACGGACAGCCUGCGCCUCGCCGCCGAGCUCGCCCGCGCCGCCGGACAGACCAUCCUCGCCGACAACCUCAUAGGUACAUGUCACAAAUGUUUGGACACGGACAGCCUGCGCCUCGCCGCCGAGCUAGCCCGCGCCGCCGGACAGACCAUCCUCGCCGACAACCUCAUAGGUACAUGUCACAAAUGUUUGGACACGGACAGCCUGCGCCUCGCCGCCGAGCUAGCCCGCGCCGCCGGACAGACCAUCCUCGCCGACAACCUCAUAGGUACAUGUCACAAAUGUUUGGACACGGACAGCCUGCGCCUCGCCGCCGAGCUCGCCCGCGCCGCCGGACAGACCAUCCUCGCCGACAACCUCAUAGGUACAUGUCACAAAUGUUUGGACACGGACAGCCUGCGCCUCGCCGCCGAGCUCGCCCGCGCCGCCGGACAGACCAUCCUCGCCGACAACCUCAUAGGUACAUGUCACAAAUGUUUGGACACGGACAGCCUGCGCCUCGCCGCCGAGCUAGCCCGCGCCGCCGGACAGACCAUCCUCGCCGACAACCUCAUAGGUACAUGUCACAAAUGUUUGGACACGGACAGCCUGCGCCUCGCCGCCGAGCUCGCCCGCGCCGCCGGACAGACCAUCCUCGCCGACAACCUCAUAGGUACAUGUCACAAAUGUUUGGACACGGACAGCCUGCGCCUCGCCGCCGAGCUCGCCCGCGCCGCCGGACAGACCAUCCUCGCCGACAACCUCAUAGGUACAUGUCACAAAUGUUUGGACACGGACAGCCUGCGCCUCGCCGCCGAGCUAGCCCGCGCCGCCGGACAGACCAUCCUCGCCGACAACCUCAUAGGUACAUGUCACAAAUGUUUGGACACGGACAGCCUGCGCCUCGCCGCCGAGCUAGCCCGCGCCGCCGGACAGACCAUCCUCGCCGACAACCUCAUAGGUACAUGUCACAAAUGUUUGGACACGGACAGCCUGCGCCUCGCCGCCGAGCUAGCCCGCGCCGCCGGACAGACCAUCCUCGCCGACAACCUCAUAGGUACAUGUCACAAAUGUUUGGACACGGACAGCCUGCGCCUCGCCGCCGAGCUCGCCCGCGCCGCCGGACAGACCAUCCUCGCCGACAACCUCAUAGGUACAUGUCACAAAUGUUUGGACACGGACAGCCUGCGCCUCGCCGCCGAGCUCGCCCGCGCCGCCGGACAGACCAUCCUCGCCGACAACCUCAUAGCCUGCGCCUCGCCGCCGAGCUAG
Molecule: messenger RNA, 7239 nt
Organism: Cydia strobilella
Lineage: Eukaryota; Metazoa; Arthropoda; Insecta; Lepidoptera; Tortricidae
Exons: 19
Coding region: 115-7239 (2374 amino acids)
Biological process (GO): spliceosomal snRNP assembly
Cellular component (GO): SMN complex; nucleus
Molecular function (GO): protein binding; mRNA 3'-UTR binding
Source: RefSeq, a predicted model, not a curated record